AUGAAUGACGUUAAGAAGUUGUUGGCUCACUUCGAGGUUGUUGCUUCUUGCCAUGUGUAUCGAGAAGCUAAUCGUGCAGCAGAUUAUGUUGCAACUAUAGGUCAUCAAAUUUCAGGCUAUGUAAACAUUGACCCUAAUGUAGAUGCUAAUUUUUCUUAUUUUAUUUCUUUAGAUAAGUUAGGGUAUAGUCUUGAGAGAAGACUUACCUAACUUUUGUAUUUUUCUUAUCAAAAAAAAAAAAUAAAAUAACUCAAGUUAUUUUGAUUUUUGGCUUCUGCUGUCUACUGGAUCAAAUUUUUUUCUAUGCUCAAAUUCAAUUGCCACAAACAUUUUCUUCAAUCCCUCUUUCUAUAACCUACAGAUUAUUAAAGAACAUUGUAGGGUAUAUAAAGAGUAUGAUCAAACAAUAUCAAAUUCAAUGAUCACACCACUUCGAAUAAUACUGUCCAAAUUCUCAAUACCCCAUCAAACUAUCUCAAACACUAAGCAAUUACAUGGCGCGAUUGCUAAAACCCAUCUUUCUCUUGACCCAUUUUUUGCCACCAAAAUCAUUAGGUAUUAUGCCCUUAAUGGUGAUCUUACCUCUGCACACCAACUGUUCGAUGAAAGUCCUCGAAGAAGCAUUUAUCUUUGGAACUCCAUUAUUAGAGCUUAUGCUCAAGUUCAUGACUUUAAGAAUGCAUUUCAUCUUUUUAAACAGCUUCUUAGGUCUGAAUUAUAUCCUGAUAAUUUUACGUUUGCUUGUAUUUUACGCGCUUGCUAUGAGAAUAAUGAUGUUGAGGGUGUUAGACUUGUUCAUGGUGGGUUAGUAGUUUCUGGGUUGCAAAUGGAUUCUAUUUGCGGUAGUUCACUUGUGAAUGCUUAUUCAAAGCUUGGGUUUGUUGAUGAUGCUAGUAAAGUGUUUUAUGGUGUAGUUGAUCUGGAUUUGGCUACGUGGAAUUCGCUUAUACAAGGUUAUGGGUAUUGUGGAAUUUGGGAUGAAGGGUUGAAGUUGUUUAAUGCCAUGAGAAAUAUGGGGAUUCAUCCGGAUGGAUAUGCAGUGGUUGGUUUGCUUUCGGCACUAAAUAGGCCCAUGUUGUUGCAAAUUGGCCAGGGAAUUCAUGGGUUAUGCAUAAAGAGUGGUUUUCUUUUGAAUGAUCAUGUUGGUAGCUCACUAGUCACCAUGUAUUCUAGAUGUGAGUGCUUGGAUUCGGCGCAGGGAGUCUUGUACAGCUUAUCUAAACCGGAUAUAGUCACUUGGUCCGCCUUGAUUACAGGGCUUGCGAAUUCAGGGGACAUCUAUAGAGCAUUUCUGUUAUUCAGAGAACGGAAUGUGAAAGGUAUGAAGGCUGAUCCUGUGUUGCUUGCUAGUGUUCUGGUUGCUUCAGUUCGAUUGGGUCAUGUUGGGCCUGGCUGUGAGGUACAUGGUUAUGUUCUUCGACAUGGAUUGGAGUUAGAUAUCAAGGUUGCUUCCGCUCUCAUAGACAUGUAUUCAAAGUGUGGUUUUGUGGACUUGGCCAUUCAGGUUUUGAAUGUCCUUCCAAGACGAAACAUCAUUGUAUAUAAUGCUGCUAUUUUGGGUCUCGGCUCUCAUGGAAAUGCUGAUCAGGCAUUUAGAUUGUUUGAUGAAGCUAUAGAGAAAGGAUUUAUGCCUGAUGAAUCCACAUUUUCUGCUCUUCUUCAUGCUUGCUGUCAAUCUGGUCUUGUCAGAGAAGGGGAGGAGUUUUUCAGCAGAAUGAAGGAUGAAUUUGGUAUUAAACCUAGAAAUGAGCAUUAUGUUUACAUAGUUAAGAUCCUAGGAAUGGCUGGAAAAUUAAAAGAGGCGUAUGAAUUUGUCUUGUGCUUGUCUGAACCAGUUGACGCUGGUGUUUGGGGAGCACUACUAGCAUGUUGUGAAAUGCAUGAAAAUUUCGCUCUUGCAGAAGAUAUCCUGCAGCAUGUCUCUGAGAAUCAAAUGCAUGAAGGUUCACACUCAAUUUUGCUCUCCAGAAUCUACGCAAAUCACGAAAGGUGGGAUGAUGUGGAGAAGUUGAGGGAAGAUACGAGUGAUAAUGGACAAAAGAAGCUACCUGGGUUCAGCUUGAUAGGAGGAAAGAGCUCCCCAGCAAUUUAGCAUGUGGCACCUGAAGGGCGUGGAAUAUCCAUUUGAGCUCAAGGGGCUAGUUGAUCGAGGUGGUGCAUGAUUUCAAGUAAGUUUCCAAGCAAUGAUCAGCCCUGAUUUUGUGUGCACUUGAAAAUUUAUAUUGCCAGACAGGACAAUCAAGUUUGAACAGCAGACAGACAGACAAAACAAUCAAAAUUUUGCAUGCGAAGGCAUCAUCGGGAGAAGAUGCAGUUGUGCAGCUUGCAAAUUCUUGUUCUGUUCGGCAUCCCUGGUCUGGUCUCUGGAUAGAUUGUUCCUUAAAAGGUUGUUGGUAUCUGCUCUAAUAGCAGCCUUCUUCAUAGUUGCUGACUUGCUGCUUCAUUUGAGGUAGGUAUUAUUUUGGACAGUUAGCCAUCAUUGCAUUUAAUCCCUCUUCAUAGGAGCAAUACCUGGUUUUAGUAAUCUGGGCUAUAACUGUUGGAAAAUGGAGCACAUGAAUUAUUAGAACUCUGCUUGUUUCUUCAUUUCUUGUUGGGUGAUAGUUCAUUCAAGGGGUGUUUACUUCAUGGAAUUUAGGUAUGAGGUAUGGGUUUAGAACAGAUUAAACCCAUACUUUGUGUUUGGUUUAUGAUUUUAAGAGUUGUAAAUCCAUACCUUGGUUUAUUAUUUUAAGAGUUGUAAACCCACACCUUAAACCCCCAAGGUAUGGGGUUUAGAAACCCGGGGGGGUGGGGUGGGAAGGGGUUGGCUCAUACCAAUAUUUUUAGGUAUUAUAUAAAAGAAAAAAAACUUCAUUCUAGAAUCAACCAAAACAUGUGGUAUCAAGAAUCAAGUUCCAACCCUAUACCGCUUGCAAAACAAACACCUAAUAGAAUUAUCCGUGUUGCUGUGAAUUUGGUUUGAUGAACUAGAUGACCAACAAAAAGAUAUGUAGCUAACAAUAGGUGAAGGCUGGUGAUUGGAAAUCGUUUGGUGUGAUUCUUGAUGGCAAAGCCAUGGUUGUUAAUGGGCGAAAGUUUGCACCUGUGCAUCGACAUAGCCUUUAGUCUAUAUGGACUCACCAAUUUGGCACCAUCAUCUCUCUCAGCCUCAACAACAUUGCAGGUUUCUUAGAGCAUGUGACGAGUACAUUCAAUGCAUAGGCUCUUUUUUUUUGGCAUACCUUAUUUUGUUUUUUAAUGUGCUAUGGCAUUUCAAUUUGGUAGGUGUGAAGUAUCUCCAUUCCACAAAUUGCUUCUGGAGAUAGUGUGCAAGAGAAAUUUUGUCCAUAUUGUUUUCCUAAUAUCUGAUAAAAAUUAUUUUCAGCUAUCCUACAUGUUGCGACCUGCCACUGCCACUCGCAUAUUUUAUGAAGGACUCCAUCAUGUUGAGGCUGUUUAGUGUCAAUCUCUCUCUUCUUUUUUUUUUAUUUUUAUUUUAUUUAAUUUUUUUCCUCCAGUGGCUUAUCCUCUUGAAUAUAUAAAAACUUUCCUUAAACAUCGUUGAGGGUUAUCUUAUUUUUUACCCAGUUGGGCUAUAAUUAUUGGAAAGAAUGGAGCAUAUGAAUUAUUAAAACUCUGCUUGUUUUUUCCUUUCUUGUUGGGUGAUAGUUCAUUAAGGAGGUGUUUGAUUCACGGGAUAUAGGUAUGAGGUAUGUGUUUUAAAAUGGAUUAAACUCGUACCUUGUGUUUGGUUUAUGAUUUUAAGAGAUUUAAAUCCAUAUCUCAUCAAACCCCCAAGGUAUACCAAUAAUUUUAGGUAUUAAAUGAAUGAAUUUUUUUUUUUUUAUUCUAGAUACGUAAUUACCUUGAUUUCCAUAGUACAAUCUGACAAUUAGAAUAACAAAAAUAAAAAAGAAUGACUACGUCGAGCAGAACUAGUCAACCGGCAAGUGGCAUCUAGUGUUAAAAAAUUGCUCUGUUAAUUACAGCAUUGCGUCCAAAAGAAGGGAUUAGCUCACAAAAUCAUAUUACAGAAUAAUUUGCCACUCGUGCCGCUAGGGGGGCCCUUCUUUUACUCAUUUACAGGAACAAUAUAAUGCAAUCUUUAUAAGACGGAGGAAGAAUUUGCGUUACUUUAGAUGUAUUUUUAAUGGAUUAGUCAGUAUAGCCGUUUUUUUUAACAGAUUAGAGUAGCUUGCUCAUUCUAUUUUUAAUCUUCUUGUAAUUUAUUUAAUUUUCAUGUUGAACUCUUUUUCUAAUUUUUAUUGAUAUGUUGAGCUCUCUUUUAUUUUUUAUGAACAUGUUUAGCUCUUUUUCUAAUUUUUUAUGAACAAGUUGAGCUCUUUUUAAAUCUGAAAGGUGGGGGGUAUCAUGCACUCACUAGUCUCUACGCUCCACUUCGUACUAUAAAUACACAUUCACUAGAUUUGGCAAAUCCAUCUCAAAUUCAAAGCCACCAAUUUCUUUCAAUA
Messenger RNA from Chenopodium quinoa (quinoa), 4454 nucleotides. Its product is annotated as putative pentatricopeptide repeat-containing protein At1g64310. Bases 419 to 2092 code for a protein of 557 amino acids. NCBI's taxonomy places the organism in Eukaryota, Viridiplantae, Streptophyta, Magnoliopsida, Caryophyllales, Amaranthaceae. The transcript is spliced from 3 exons. Gene Ontology annotation, molecular function: RNA binding; protein binding. The record is from RefSeq and is a predicted model, not a curated record. Gene Ontology annotation, biological process: RNA modification.